ACGCAACCGACCGCUUCCUUAAACACCUUCACAACCCGGGCGGUACAUCUCACGUAAACGAACAGGAGAAGGGCAAAGGGGGUCAACGGUCUACUCCGACGAAAUGGUGACAAGACGCCGCGGCGUGGCUGCGCUCUGCCUCGCUUCAUGGACCGCUACUGCUGUGGUAUACGGACACAGCGGUGACCCAAAGCAGGGGGGUGACGGGCAGCAGUCGGCGAGGGGGGGGGAGAGUGCCGGCCGAAAGCGCAGACUCGAGGCCGGUUACAGGCACCUUGGCUGCUUUCGACGGGACACGGCGGACAGCGAGAUGACCAUGACGCUGGAUAUCGCCGCCUUGACUCUAAACAUGUGCUACGAGAGCUGCGUCCACGAGGGGUCGUCCUACUUCGCCACUCAGGACGGCAGCCGGUGCUGGUGCUCGCUGGAAUCACAUUUUGACUACAGCUCGGGCGGAGUCGGCGUUUGCGACACCUGGUGCGGGGGCGACGGCAGCACUACCUGUGGAGGAUCGGACGGAUUGUCGCGCGAUUUUUACAAGAUUGAAACCGGCGAGGCCACCUUGGGUGUAAGCGCCGCGGGUGACGGCGUCAGCAACAGCGGCGAUCCGUUGGACAGGCUGCUCGAGCUCCACAACGCGGCGAGGUGCAUGCACGCCACGGGACCCCUGGAAUUCGCCGAGCCAGUUGCAGCGACGGCAAAGACCUACGCCGACCUCCUUGCGAGCGAGUCCAUGUGCGGGUCGGCGGAAACCGCACACUCCACGGGCCUCGGGGAGAACGUAUUCGUGUGCGCCGCCUCAUCGUCUCUUUCGGGAGAUGGGGCCCCUACCGCUGCGUGCUUCUCGCCCGAGAGUGCCAUGGAGGCGUUCUACGACAGCCAGGUCGGAGGCGGGCCCACGUCCACCUACGGCCCGCGCGCCACCCAGGUGCUGUGGAAAUCCACCACCCAGAUAGGGUGCGCUUUGAGAGCGUGCGAAAAGGACGGGUUGACGUACGACAUCCUGGUCUGUCGAUACUCCCCGCCGGCUGGAGAAGACACCACCGAAAGCGAGGUAGCUCUUGAAGCCAACAGCAAAACCACGUGCGGGUACGAUUAG
Ectocarpus siliculosus is the source of this 1099-nucleotide messenger RNA. The record is from the annotation of a GenBank genome assembly. Lineage: Eukaryota; Phaeophyceae; Ectocarpales; Ectocarpaceae.